Notechis scutatus (mainland tiger snake) is the source of this 663-nucleotide messenger RNA. Lineage: Eukaryota; Metazoa; Chordata; Lepidosauria; Squamata; Elapidae. The record is from RefSeq and is a predicted model, not a curated record.
CCCAACUGCUGCCACCACCUGCACUGCUUAUGGGCCUUUUGAGGAGCCACUGUAAGUCUGCGAAGACGGUUAGUCAAUGACCCAGACAGGUUUGCAGUGGGAGAGGAGACUCCUGGUUGCUCUCUUGCAAGGAGCGUUUUCUACAACACCUGAUCCACCAUGGCUGAUGACCUGGACUUCGAGACCGGCGAUGCCGGCGCCUCCGCCACCUUCCCCAUGCAGUGCUCCGCCCUCCGGAAGAACGGCUUCGUGGUGCUCAAGGGACGUCCUUGCAAGAUUGUGGAGAUGUCCACUUCGAAGACGGGCAAGCACGGCCACGCCAAAGUGCAUCUUGUCGGCAUAGACAUCUUCACUGGGAAAAAAUACGAAGAUAUCUGCCCUUCCACUCACAACAUGGACGUGCCCAACAUCAAGAGAAAUGACUUCCAGGUAGGCCGGGGGGGGGGGGGGGGGGGGCUUGUGGUCAGCAAGUGUCUGUUGGUUUGGUUAUCAAAUUUACAAAGCACGCCCGUUUCACGAACACGUCUCUUUGGCAGCGUAGUACAAGGGUCAAAUUGUCUCCAUUGUUGUAUCGUCGUUGUGGGUUUGAGGCCACACUGCCCUUCCUUGGGGAUGUGGUUUCUCCACAGAUUGGAGAGCUGCUUAUGAUGUCUCCAUUCUCAU